Messenger RNA from Anas platyrhynchos (mallard), 5280 nucleotides. The record is from RefSeq and is a predicted model, not a curated record. NCBI's taxonomy places the organism in Eukaryota, Metazoa, Chordata, Aves, Anseriformes, Anatidae.
UUUGGGUACAGGAGGGACAGGAAAACUUCAUUUUGUUGAACAGAGUAAAAUGUAAUUUUACUUGGGCCAUCUGUUACCCCAUCACUACGUUGCUGUGGGGAUGCAAUUCCACACCGGAGGGGGGGCAAAAAUCCUUAAAAACUAACCCAAAAGGAGCCCAGCGAGCUGAGGGCUGCCCGGAUCCGGGGGGGGACCGCGGGUUCGAGGCUGCCCCCGGUCCCCACGGGCCCCGGGGGGCGGUGGCGGUGCUGGCUCGGGGCCCGGCCCGGCCCGGCCCGGCCCGGCGGGGAGGCGCCGACACGUGGCCGAGGCCCGGCGGGGGAAGGCCGGGAGGGAAGAAGGAGAGAAGAGAAGGAGGAGGGAAGGAGAGAAGGAGGAGGCCGGCUCGGGGUGAGGCGGCGGGGCCGGAAGGCUCUGCCCUGCCCGCAUGGCCGCGGGUGGCACCGCGGUGCCGUGUGGCGCCCAGCCCGGCUCCGGAGCCUCGCAGCGCCGCGGCAUGAGGAAGGACGGCGCCGGGGACCCCUUUUGGCCAAGGAGGGAAGACCAAAGCACCCAGAAGAGAAAUCGAUGGCCAAAGGCUGCACUACAAAGCCCUGGGCAGAUCCAGCAGUCAACGUGGAGACAACGCUUUGGAUGGUGCCUCCAGGAGAGAAACAGAGCACAGAGAAGUUAGUGUGUCCUGGGAAGGAAAUGGCUCCCGAAACCACUCUGCAUCUCCCAGCCUCUGGCUACACCUGAAGACAAGGGAUUAUUAUAGCAGUUUCUUUAAGCUCCACAGAUAAAAGGGCUUGUACCACUGGCCACAUGCUGGCCUUCAGUCGCCUGACUGCGCUCUUUGCCCGGAGCCAGAGGUCACGUUGUUUUUCUGAGCUCAGUGCCCCAAUCUUUUGUCAACACGAUGCUGUGGUUUUAGUUGAUUUUUUUUUUUUUUUGGUGAUUGGGUUUUUUAGUCAUCCAAGCUCCUCACCCUGAAUUUAAGCACGUAUUUCAUUUAUAGCUGAUCCGUGUAUGUCCUCAGAUCAGUGUGCAAAGCAUGCGUGUGCUUUAUUAUUACAUUUUCCCACCUCCUCCACCUGGACUAAACAACUAUUUCCAGCUCAUGAGAGCUGCUGAAAUCUAAUUUCAUCUUUGCUUUUGCCGAAAGCAAGAAAUGAAGAGAGGGAAUAAACUGAGAGCUGUGCUUGCUGAACACCACUUUGUUGCCAUCUGUGGCUCUGCGGAAGAAGUUUGUGCACAGGAGGCUAACAGGAAAUCAGCAGCUUUCCCAGUAAAAAAGCCCUGUGUCCUCCGUGCUGCUCUAGCUGGCUGCAAGCUGGCAGAUUGGAAAAAAGACUCCUCUAAACCCGAAAGCUACUUUUGACAGCGAGAAAUCACCAGCUUUGAGCCGGGCUGCAGCACGACAAAGUCAGCUUGAGGAGGGGAAAUAAAGGGCUCUCUUGACAAGCGUGUUAGAUUUUCAAGGGUAGGAGAAAUUGUUAAGAAAAACAAAGAGAGAGAAGUGAGAGGACUGUCAAAGCAGGUUAAAAAUAACUACCUGGGUAUUAUCUCCUUGUGCAGGAGUGUCUGCACGACAGCUGUGUCAGACCACGUCAGUCAGGCUGUAAUUGUGGUGAUUACUGUCAAUUAAAGCAGGAGGCAGGCCCACGUGCCGCGUGUGGAUGGUGAUGCUGCUGCUGGGGACGUGCCUGCUGUACUGCGCCCGCGUCACCGUGCCCAUCUGCGCCGUCGCCCUGAGCACUCAUUUUGGCUGGGACAAGAAGCAGUCGGGCGUCGUGCUCAGCAGCUUCUUCUGGGGCUACUGCUUGACGCAGAUCAUCGGAGGACAUAUCAGUGACCAAAUAGGAGGUGAGAAAGUCCUCCUCCUCUCGGCAUCAGCAUGGGGCUUCCUGACAGUCAUCACCCCGCUGCUCACACACAUCUCUUCUGCCCAUCUCGUCUUCAUGACCUGCUCCAGGUUCCUCAUGGGGCUGCUGCAAGGGGUCUACUUCCCAUCGCUGGCCAGCCUGCUGUCCCAGAGGGUCCGGGAGAGCGAGCGAGCCUUCACCUACAGCACGGUGGGGACCGGCUCACAGUUCGGGACACUGGUGAUCGGUGGUGCAGGAUCUCUGCUCCUGGACUGGUACGGCUGGGAGAGCGUCUUCUACUUCUCUGGCUUGCUCACGUUGCUCUGGGUUUACUGCACCUGCAAGUACCUGCUGACAGAAAAAGAACUCACCAUCCCCAUAGAAUAUUUAACGAGAGGCCUCUCGAUGUCCAAGCAGAGCAAAGUGCCCUGGAAGCAGCUGUUUACGAAGGCGCCCAUAUGGGCUGUCAUCAUCGCUCAGCUUUCUACAUCCAGCACGUUUUUCACUCUCCUCUCCUGGCUGCCCACUUUCUUUAAGGAAACUUUCCCCGAGUCAAAGGGUUGGGUGUUUAACGUAGUCCCCUGGCUGGUGGCAAUUCCAACGAGCUUGUUCAGUGGAUUUCUGUCUGAUCAUUUAAUUAACCAGGGGUACAAAACCAUCACCGUUCGUAAGUUCAUGCAGGUCAUUGGCUCCGGUGUCUCCAGCGUUUUUGCUCUGUGCCUGGGCCAGACAUCCAGCUUUUGCAAAGCCAUAGUGUUCGCCUCGGCCUCGGUUGGACUCCAGACCUUUAACCACAGUGGUAUUUCAGUAAACGUGCAAGAUUUGGCCCCCUCCUGUGCUGGCUUGCUGUUCGGUGUUGGAAAUACAGGUGGAGCCCUCCUAGGAGUCAUCUGUGUGUACUUGGCUGGCUACCUGAUCGAAACGACGGGCUCCUGGACUUCUGUCUUCAACCUGGUGGCUGCUGUCAACAGCAUCGGGCUCUGUGCAUUCCUGGUGUUUGGGGAGGCCCAGCGGGUGGACACGGACUCUGCCUACAUUGACCUGUAGAGAGGAGUCCAGCAAGCAGAGGAAGGAUAAGGGAGCUCAAAUCCACGUGUCAUUGUUGCACAAGUGCCAAAGAAUAUUAUUUUUUGUAGGCAUUUAACAAAAAAUACUGAGACCAAGUACUUAGUGGGUCUGAAUGAAACCCACGCCAAAAAGACUUCUAGAGUUCAUUUUUUUUUUUGCUCAGGGCAGGGCUGAUGGCCUGUGGAGCCAUCCAGCUCAACAUCUCCAGUGAGAUUUUGGCCUUGGUUUGCCCCAGUCCCGUUUCCAGUGGGCAGACACCCAGCUGGGCUGCCCUGCUAGGUGGGGCUGCAGUUUGCACUCCCAGCGUAUUGAUAGAGCCGCUUCGCCGUGUGGAGCAUCACUGCCUCCAUGCUCUGCCUCCCUGUGAUCGUGUGGAGGACUGCCAGCUCUUGGACCACCGCUCAACACAUUUUUGUCUGAACUAACAGAAAGGAAGAACCCCAAAGAACAUACCUCUGACCUUAACCAUCCCUCGCGUGCCUUCGUUUUGCAGCCCGCUCGGCAGGCACAGCCCAGGUGCACAAGGGACUGGGUUGUGAGACAAAUCCAAGGCUUCCCUUUGGGGCAAGCGAGGAUUUCUGGCUGGGUGCCUGCUGUGCACCGUGGGCAGGACGUUGCAUCCAUCCUGCAGACCACAGCAGACCGCUCUCAGCAGCCCAAGGGCUCCCUCAGUGUCUGAGCCCGGUGGGAUGCAGGACACCACGUGUUGUAGGGGCAGCCCAGGAAUCCUCCAGGAGCCCUUUUGCCCCACGCUGUGAAUGUAGAAGGAUUGGUCAUGCUCAGUGCUACGGGUCCGUGCUCCCAAACGCUCUCUGCUGCAUCAGACGUGUCCUUCACGAGCUCUCAGAGGGCUGCGGGAGAUUUUCCAAAGAGCCUGCAGUGGGCACCUUUUGUUUCUCCUUCAAGCAUAAAGGGAAUUUCUGCAUCAGAGACCCUUAGUACUGGGUGUGGAUCCGUGCUGUUCCCCGUGUCAGGGGGAAAUACGUGGCUGUUCACACCUCUGAGCCUGAAUGUCUUAAGUUAUUUAUAAAUAUUUUUAAAUUUAACUACCAAAUUCUAUAUUUUAUGUACUUGAGGCCUGAUUCUGCAUGCUUAUUUUCUGUGGUACUCCCACCGAAACCCACAGUAUUUCCAGAGGGGAAGGAUUUACCAGCCUACAGAUUCUGGUUUUGUACGCUCUAUUUUAAAUGUGACAUUUAAUAUUAAAGUAAGUCAUUGCUUUUCCUCCCACCCCUUGCUUGCAGCCCAAGUUUUGGAGCUGAGAACAAUUCAGUGCCACUCGGUUAGCGAGGAGGGCACAGCCAGCAUCACGGCUUUGGCUUUGCAGCUGCUGAAACUGCACUCACCGUGCAGGAAAACUGCAGAUUCAGGUCCUUAAAAAAAAAAUAAAAAUCAUGCUUAUCCUUUUGUUUGGGACAGCUUUCUUGGAGGAUACCUUGCUGCUUCUGAAUAGGUGGGCUGAUAAUGAAAAUGUUUAACUGCAGACACAGUAAUGGUGCCGCUAAGCUGAGCUGAGCUACUUAUUGGGGGUAUUAAGAGAGAAAGAUAGAGCUGCCUGGUGUCUUCUCGAGGGAAAAUAACAUCGGUGUGGUCCAAGUUGGGGCCAGAGAGAUGAGUACUUUUUUUCUUCUUGCUUGCUUUUUUCUCUAAGAGGCUGUUUGCUGCCAUGGGUCCAGCCCUGUGGCUGGGAUGCUGCAGAGCCAGGACCCGGACACUGCUGGGGAGCUUCUUAAAAUCAGCAGGUAACGGGGGGCAAACUCAGCACAGGCUGGCCAGCCAGGCAUCUCUGCCAGCCCUGUCCCUCCUCCAGCUGAGCAGCUUGCUUGCAUGACCUUUCCUGUAGAAACACAGAAAAAAAAAAGUGUUUUUUUUUUUUUUUUUCUUUUUUUAAAAUAUCUUGGCCAUUCAGUGGUGCAGCUCAGGAGAACAAGGAGUGGAUCCUGGUUCUUUUUUUUUUUCUGCUUGCACUGUUUCUCAUGGAAGAGUUGAAUUCCAUCAGUUUAAAUCACGUUCACAUGAGGCAGCUGGGCCACCCCUUGUAUCUGCAGGCUGGGAGAUGUGGAACUGAGAUCAUCAAAGGAAAGUCAAAGUCCCAAAUGAUCAAACCGAUGAUGCUGGCUGUGCCUUCCUUGUACAACAGCUAGAGCUUUGGUGGGUUGUCUGCAUUAUCUGUCUCUGUAAACUGGCCAAUAUGUUGUAGAACUGAGGCUCAGGUUUCAUCACAUUCAUACAUCUCCAGUGAAGUAUUGAAACCCUUUUGCAUAUCUGUACGAUUAUUAGUUUAAGCAGCCUUGCCAAAGCUUGCUGAGAGAUUUUUUUGUUACGGAAAGACCUAAAAAAUAAAGGCAGCAAAUCAUUUGCACACUGA